This is a messenger RNA of Petromyzon marinus (sea lamprey), 4239 nucleotides long. Its product is annotated as riboflavin-binding protein-like. NCBI's taxonomy places the organism in Eukaryota, Metazoa, Chordata, Hyperoartia, Petromyzontiformes, Petromyzontidae. Gene Ontology annotation, molecular function: signaling receptor activity; riboflavin transmembrane transporter activity; riboflavin binding. Gene Ontology annotation, cellular component: external side of plasma membrane. The record is from RefSeq and is a predicted model, not a curated record.
UCUCUCUCUCGCUUUUCUCGCUCCUCACAACGCCUCCUCGCUCUCCCGCUCUCUCAUCCUCCAUCCACAUUCGGUGGAACACCUCUGAGAAAGUGCAGCCCAAGUGCGGGUAGGUGCAGAGAUGGCCGCGAUGUCACCACCGUGGCUCUGCUGCCUGCUGCUGCUGCUGCUGUGCGGCCUAGCCUCUGCUGGAUCGCCCGCAGGAGCAGGUGGCUGCAUGGCGGGCUCCAAGAGCAAGCCGAGGCCUGGGCCUGAGCCGGGCCUGCAGGCCUGUAGCCAGUACAACCAGAACGCGUGCUGCACGCCGGAGUCGGUGCGGCAGCUCUCCCAGUCCCCCGUGGUGCGCGUGGACGAGCUGCUAUGGGACCGCUGCGGAAACCUCACCCCCAGCUGCGAGUCGUUCCUCAAGCGGGUCGAGUGCUACUCCCGCUGCUCACCACUCGCAUCGCGCUGGGCUCACCGCGCUCACCCCAGCCUCCUCCACCACGUGCCCGUGUGCUCACACUUCUGCGACUCCUGGUUCGAUGCUUGCCGCGAGGAUUUCACGUGCGUGCGCAACUGGAUCUAUGACUGGGACUGGAGCGUCGAAGGGAACUUCUGUCCCGGAGCCUGCGUGCCUUUUUCUCAGAUGUUCCGGGACGGCCGCGAUUUGUGCGAGGGUUUCUGGGGCCUCGCCCUCCUCCCCGUGGCCCAUGGAGUGGAGCCGUGCAUCUCUCCGGGCGACCGAGAGGGCGACAUCACCGCCACCGCCACCGCCACUGGCGCUAUCGUGACGUCGACGGUGGUGGAAAGCGCAGCCCCUCCAACGAGGGGCAAUGCUGCGAGCCGCGACGUCGCACGCCGUGCCAAACGCGCACUCUUCCAGGAAGAGGUGGAAGGCAGCGGCAGCGGCUUCUGAGAGAGCCGAACUCCCCAGGGGAAAUCCGGAAACUCUCCGAUGAGGUUUUUUUUUCCGGGCGACACCGUGAAUUGUUCAGCAUGAUGUUCGACGGUUCGCCCUGCGUGCUAGGAGCUUUUUCAGGAAUUGAACUGAGUGGCUCACUUUUGUUUGAGAUUAUAUAACGUUGCUGGCUGUCGCUGGUAUUGCCAGUACUGGAUGGUGAUUGGGCUAGAAAUGGGAAAGCCUGCAGCAGCCAGCAAUGCUAAACAGUCGAGAGAGAGAAAAUGAGCUGCUCAGUUUAGUUCUUGAAAAAGCUCCCAGCACACGGUGCGAAACGUCAGUCAUGCCGCACACGCGGCACAACCCGAAAAACACAUCGCAGAGCUGAACAGCACCACCGUGAAAAACUACACGGUUGUGGAAAAUCUGUGGGCAGAUGCACAAAAAUCCUUAAGUUAAAUUUUCCCUAGGUUCUCACUCAUUUGAAUUGCCAACUAAUAGUUCAAUAUUACUUAAGAUAUUUAAUUCAACUGACCACUGGAAACACGGAAUGCAGAACUGGGGAACCUUUUACGAAUAGGGCUUUUAAAUUAACCUUUGGUGGGCAAUCACAUUAACACCUUCGCGUUUUCUGAUAACACCGCAAAAAAGUAAAUGAGGCUCACCUUUAACUCGCACUGAUGCAAUGUCAUGCCUGCUGUCCUCUUGCUAACACAUUGACUUUCACAUCUCCCUCUCGUAGCCGAUUAGUAACGCAUCGCAUGAUCGUGGGAGAUGAUGAUGGUGGCGGAUUGGACACGCCUUCAUGCAACAGUGGAUUCACCAGUAAUGAUGGCGACCCAAUUAAUGUGACUAAGAUAGCGGAGCGUUUAGCGCGCUGCGCUACAAGCCCAGCAACCCAAGUUUGAUUUUCGCUCACGGCCAAUGACGAUUAUCUGAACUGGUUCUGGGCCUCCCCAAGGUCGACUCAGCCUGAGGACUUGGUACGGUAUCUAAAUAUCGCUACUAGGAAGACAAAAGCGGCCAGGCGUGGUGCUAGCCACCCACCCCCUCGUGUGUCGUUCCGGCCUUCAUAGGUGCUACUCACUAACAGCACUUGUCCCAACAGUCUGUUAAGGCUACACGGGGUAUCUUUGUGGCUAAGAUGCUUGAAGUGAUGGAUUUUGUUUUUCAGGUUUUUUCGAAGGGGGUUAGGCCUCACGUGACCCUGGGCUGAAUGAAAUGGCGUUGUGGGCCAUAUGAAAUGUAGUUAUGGGCCGUGUCUAGCGAAUAUUGUUGCUCUCCCUGCACUCAAAGCUUCAGAUCAUCAAACUGGGUCUCGCAGGAGGCAGUUUCCAAAAACGGAUCCUAAAACACAAUCUAAAGUAUCUCUUUUUUAGAGUCUCGAUCUGCUCUGAAUAAGGGCCAUUACCCGAAACGUCACCUAUUAUAUACGUUUCUUUUUAAGGCAGUGUUAUUCGUUACAAUUGCCAAAUCUCUGUGGUCUGUCAGUAAGGGAGUCGGUCGGUGGGGGUACUCGGUCAGUACAAUCUCAAUUGAGAAACUGUAACGGUGAUGUUUCACAUUUGGCAAAUUUGGACCAUUACACUGACACACGAUGGCCUACUCUUACGAGAGACUUCACGGGAUAUUUAGCGUCUGCUGGGAAGCAGACAUUGUCAAGAUUCUAACCCUAAAGUCAAGUACCACAAUCCACCACUGAGUCACAGUAAUCUCAAGACCCCAGUCCUGAGAAGCAGUCUUUUGCAGACUGCUUCUCACGAGAAGUCUAAAACACAGUCGAGUUAUCUCCUGGAGUUGAGUCCUCCUGUUUCUCAACACCCAAUCCUGAGACCCAGUGCUCAUUGAAUAAAGUCUCAAGCCGGAUCUUUAAACCUGGAAGCUGAAAUCCAGUCUCUUGGAGUCGAGUAUGAAAGCCACUGAUUCAGAAACAGUGACCUCAAGUUGCCAUAAUCUGAUGAUGUUAAAUGAAAAGCUUUGUAUCAGCUUAAUAUUCCUUAUGCACAUGAGCUUGCAAUAUACCAGCAUUAAAAUAAAACAGGUAUCGCUCAAUUUACGACAGGGAUGCGUUUUAAAAAAAACAAGCGGAAAACUAAAUUUCGUUUAUUCCAACUCUACUCCUCACCUAAAAAUAUACACCUAUAACAUUUUUCACAAGACAAAAAUAAUGAUAAAGAACAUAAAUUAUUAAACGAUUGAAUAAUUUUAAUAAAAAUAAUGAACCUUUUGAGGGAACUCACCAAAAGGUCUGCUGCAUGUUGGCAUGACUGUAACGGUGAUGUGGAGGCAUUGGUGCUGCACUGCAGGGACACCGUGACGCUGUCGCGGACGGAUGACAGCCUCCCCCGUGCUUCUUGCUCAAUAAUCUCGCGGUGCGUGCCGAAGUGAAAUUUCAUUAACGCGGAAAUUCAAUUUCGAUCAUCCAAAAGUGUCUAUAAUUUGUCAAUUGCAUUCACGCGAAAUUUGGUAAACCGAACGUUCAUAAAUCGAGGGAUACCUGUGCGCUUCUAUGGAUACAGCAGAAAGCCAAGCGAGCUCAUCCACGUGUGCGUUCACUCACAACGACAUUUCUUUGUCAUGCAUAACUCUAACAUACACCUUCGACGUUUAUUUAGAACAUCAAUCAUAUCACAAUUUGAGUAAUAGACUGGCACAAUUGUGUCCGGUCCGGAAGGCUAUGCUAAAGACCACUGCGUCUUCAGAGAAUUGUGCUAGUGUUGCGUUUCUGAUAAUUAUUAUUUUUAAAACAAUUACGUCUGAAGCAUCAUUGAGAAAUGUAAGCCUCUCUUGGACAGGACACGUCGCGGCGAGGAGGGAGGACCGACAACGGUCAGGAAUAAUAACGGAGCAGCAGCCGAGCAAUGGAAUGUGUCCAGGAGUACGUCCACCGGGGAGAUAGAGCGACGAAAUCUGUUCAUGUGCCAUGGGAUCGUUGCAUCGUGGGAUCGUGAGAGGCGGUGGUGGCGGUUUAGGCAGGCCUUCAUCCAGCAGUGGAACGAUGAUGAUGAUGGCAUAAAGGAGCAGAGUCUGGAUGAAAUGAGCCCAGGUGGAGUUGUGCGGUGCCAUCUGCUAGGCCGCCGUUCUCCGACGCGAUGGCAUUUUCUUCAAACGGGGCGCAAUGUUUCAUCUCGUGAUACGACACCAAUGAUGAUGCAAUUGGGAUGUAAUAAUUGUUCUAUCGGGUUUCGCGAAAAUUUUAUUUCAAAACUACUCGUACACAACUGACUAUGCAUAAAUGGUCUUGACGAUGUCUUUAUAUUAAAUUGAAUGCUUUAACAGACGCAGUUUAAUAUAUCACUCCAACCAUCCUUUCGAUUAAGGCUGCUUUACAUUGCAAUUAAAGACAUGCCAAUCUAUGA